This is a messenger RNA of Durusdinium trenchii, 2041 nucleotides long. The record is from the annotation of a GenBank genome assembly. NCBI's taxonomy places the organism in Eukaryota, Dinophyceae, Suessiales, Symbiodiniaceae.
AUGUGAUUGGCCAAGUCUCCCAGAAGCUGGCGAUGGGUUCAACACCAAAUUAUCAUCAUUCGGCUUCACUUGAAUAACCCGGCGGGGAGCGGAGCGUUGGGACACGUGGGACCUGGCGGCCAACACAUAAAAGGUCCACUUGAGUGAAUUGACGAGAUGAACGCUGUCCAAACAUUUGCGCUGAGAUACAUGCUAUUCGUUUUCUCUCAGAGGGACAAUGGAUUUCUGGACAUCCAAAGGCAUGGCAUAGCCCCUUCUCGCUGUCUGUGGCAGCUUCUUGGAUCAAAAACAGGCUCGGUUUUCGAGCGUUCAAGCCUAUCAACAUCGUGGUGUGCAAUAUCUUGGCUUUGUUUCCAUGUUCCGAGUGUGGAUGCUCUUCCACCUCUACACCGGGCUUGGGCUGCGGGAGAUCAACGGCUACAACGUGUCGGUGAAUGUGUCCAAGGAGGACUCACCACUCGCGCCGGCCAUCCAUGCUGCCUUGACGCUGGGGAGUAAAGAGCGUCCGACGGAGGUGGCGAAUGUGGAGGUGUUUUCAGAUUGGAAAAACUGGGAUGAUGAUACUUGGUUCCGAGACGUGAACAAGAGGCACGAGGACCGCAAGAAGCAGUUCUUCAAUAGCGAGGUACCCCGCACCCGUGGAUCGUCGCUGCUUGCUUCAUCGUCCCCAACUGGGUCGUCCGACCUCUGGCAGGCUCUGGAGCGACAUCACUAUCAUGCUGGUGCAGCGGCUGCGGGUGGAAUGGCCGUCUUCAUCACGUGCAUUUGGUUCAGCUGCUUCUUCAGCAUUGUCUGCUGUCCAUGCUGUCUUCUUUGCCGAGGCCAUUUGAAGGCACGUGGCCUGCGAGAGAAGCUGGAGCAUUUGCAGCUGGCACACCCACCCCAUGCGGAGCGCCAAAGCAUGGCGCAGCUGCCGGACGGCAUGAUGCGGCUGGCGCAGGAGGAUCGAAUCUUGAUCAAGGAGAAGGUGAAUACCUUGCAGGAACUUUCAACGCACAUGGUGGGCUACUCCAUCCAGACGGCCAACUGCUUCGAUGUGGUCUCCGUCGUGGGCGGCGGGGAGCACGUCUUGUCCUGUCGUGAGGUUCAGGACCUGCAGGCCAUGCUGGGCAUGAACCUGGCUGGGGCGCUGGGUGCCAUGGGCGUAGAUGCGGCGAAUGCCUACGCCGGACGUGACAAGGCCCCCUUCCGUAUGUGUGUGGGGCUCCCGCCCUUGGGCGGUGGUGCUGGUGGCAAGCCUGGUGUGAUGCAGGUGACGGUGCCCGAAGGCGUCUCUUCAGGGCAACAGAUCCAGGUGACCAGCCCCACAGGGGAGCAGUUCGUGGUGUCCGUGCCUCCAGGUGUUGGGCCUGGGCAGACCAUGGAGGUGCAUUUGCCCAGCAAGAACCAGGGCCCCAGCAUGCAGACCAUGAUGGAAGGUUUGGUCCCCGGCGCCGCGACCAACAACGACACGCCCUUCCUCUACCUCGACAGGCCCUUCGCCAUCGACUGCUGCUGCGUGAACCGACCCAAAGUGGAUGUGUUCGAUUGCCGCGGAGGCGCGAUGGUGAAGCUAGGCAUCAUCUCGGACCCCUUCGCGUGGAUGGACAUGACCUUCGGCAUCCACAUCGGCCCCAAUGCCAGCGAGUCGGACGUGCCCGCUUUGUGGGUGCGCGGUGCGGCCUGUCAGCCCGGUGCCACCUGCACGCUGUGCGGGCUCUGUUGUGGGAGGAGCUGCCAAGAGGCCUAUUUAGAAGUGAUCGAUCCGCAUGAUGGAGAUAAGACGGUGGCCUUCAUCACAAAGGGCUGGGCUGGGGGAAUGCAGGAGAUCUUUACCAACGCCAACUGCUUCUACGUGGACUUUGGUGAGGUCAAGGACCCCGCCUGCAAAGCUCUGCUCUUGGCCACAGCCCUCUUUCUGAACUACAGAUUCUUUGAGGGCCGCGCUGGUUCCACGAAGCACGGCGACUGAAUAUGAAAGCAUGGCAUGGAAAAAGGAUGGCUGGAGACUCUGGGAAUCGGAAGGGGAUGGAGCUUUUUGGAGCAAGUUGGGAUCCUUAGA